AAACGGUUUGGAUCUCCCGUCGAUUACACUAUCUGCAGUCACCUUUUGUAUUUUCGUUCUUUUGUUCUCGUGAGACGAAGCUACAAACAAUGGGUCGACCUCCCAGUAAUGGAAGUCCUGCGUUCCGGUUUAACAUGGCUGAGGUAACGGAGAUGGAAGCAAUAUUGUUACAGCAUCAUACAGCAAUGCCAAGUCGACAAGUUCUUGAAGAUAUUGCUGAAAAAUUCAGUGGAUCGGUGGAGCGAAAGGGCAAAAUUAUUGUGCAAUUCAAACAAAUAUGGAACUGGUUCCAAAAUAGGAGGUAUGCUCUAAGAGCAAGGAGGAAUAACGCUCCUGGGAAGCUAAACGUGUCUUCCAUGCCGCGUGGUGUGGAUAUGACCAAUCAGAUGAGAAAUGUGCUUCCACCAUCAGCCGGUCUUAAACCUACUCAUAUCACUGGAAAUCUACCCGUUGCUCCUUCCGUUCCCGGUGUCAUGAGUAGUGGUUCAGACAAAUGUUACAUGGAAUUUGAAGCCAAAUCUGCCAGGGACGGUGCAUGGUAUGAUGUGCAUGAUUUUCUAGAUCAUAGAAACUUGGAGACUGGUGAUCCGGAAGUGGAGGUUCGAUUUGCGGGUUUUGAAGUUGAAGAAGUUGAAUGGAUAAACGUCAAGAAACACGUAAGGCUACGGUCAUUCCCAUGUGAAGCAUCAGAAUGUGUUGUAGUUCUUCCUGGAGAUCUCGUACUUUGCUUCCAGGAAGGCAAAGAUCAAGCUCUCUACUUUGACGCCAAAGUUCUUGAUGCACAAAGAAGAAGACAUGAUAUCAGAGGUUGUCGUUGUAGGUUCUUGGUUCGUUACAGCCACGACCAAAGCGAGGAGAUCGUUCCCUUGAGGAAGAUUUGCAGGCGGCCUGAGACAGAUUACAGGCUACAUCAACUUCACAGUGCUGCCAAUGACUUUGCUAACUCGAAUCACCUCCAGAAACCCGCUCCAGACGCGGCUGCAAUCACCCCUCUUCCACAAUCCGGCGCCUCAGUUCCCAUUGUCCCAACCGAGCUGAAAGAUCGACGCUUGACCUCUGCUUCAGCCACUCCAGUUCAGCCUAGCUCCAAUGCAGCCACAGUCCCCGCUGGUUCUGCAUAGACCAUCAGCUCUAUCCAACAUUUUGUGACCAUAUUCAGUCACUAGCUAGAACUGUAGAGGUUAACUUGGCAAGAACUUUUGUAAAAUUACAGAAUGACCAAGUCAUCUAAAACCGCAUCAUGCCCUUUUAUUUAAUACACUUCAUGUAUGAUGGAAUAGUUAUGGUAAACUCUGUUUAUCAUCAGCUGUUGAUGGAUUUACUCUCUUGAACAAACAAACAUGCUUGCAAUUUGUAAUAUGUGGAUCAAUAUUAUUAAUGUGGUG
Molecule: messenger RNA, 1385 nt
Organism: Raphanus sativus (radish)
Lineage: Eukaryota; Viridiplantae; Streptophyta; Magnoliopsida; Brassicales; Brassicaceae
Product: protein SAWADEE HOMEODOMAIN HOMOLOG 2
Exons: 9
Coding region: 90-1121 (343 amino acids)
Molecular function (GO): DNA binding; chromatin binding
Source: RefSeq, a predicted model, not a curated record